Penicillium expansum is the source of this 984-nucleotide messenger RNA. RefSeq names its product amidohydrolase family protein. The transcript is spliced from 2 exons. Gene Ontology annotation, molecular function: hydrolase activity; carboxy-lyase activity. The record is from RefSeq and is a predicted model, not a curated record. Bases 1 to 984 code for a protein of 327 amino acids. Gene Ontology annotation, biological process: secondary metabolic process. Gene Ontology annotation, cellular component: cytoplasm; cytosol. NCBI's taxonomy places the organism in Eukaryota, Fungi, Ascomycota, Eurotiomycetes, Eurotiales, Aspergillaceae.
AUGACCAUCAUGGCGAAAAUCGAUGUGCACCACCAUUUUUACCCUCCGGCCAUGCGCCAAGCCCUGGACCGCGCUGGGGGUGAUCCUUCGGGCUGGUAUAUUCCCCCAUGGACGCUUGAGCUAGAUCAAGACAUAACACGACAGAUGAAGGUGACCACCACCAUUCUCUCUGUCACUGCGCCCGGUCCAGGUAUCGAACCUGAUGUUACUAAGGCCGCCGCUCUGGCACGCAGCUGCAAUGAAUCUGCCGCUGCCAUUCGGGAUGCUAAGCCGCAACAGUAUGGCUUCUUUGCCUCUGUCCCCUCCCUAUUCGAUACGGCGGCCGUCUUGAAGGAAAUUGAAUACGCCUGCACCACUCUCCGUGCGGACGGAGUCACUCUAUUCACCCGCUACGGCAAGGGUUCUAAUUACCUGGGACAUGCCGCCUUUCGACCCAUCUGGGCCGACCUCAGCCGUCGCGGUGCCGUAGUCUUCAUCCACCCGACUCAUCCAGUCGAUACGCAACUUAUCAACACCUGGCUACCGCAGCCCAUGUUCGACUAUCCGCAUGAAACUGGCCGGGCCGCCAUGGAUCUGCUGACCAGUGGCAUUUUGCAAGACUAUCCGGGAUGCAAGAUCAUUCUGUCUCAUGCAGGCGGGACUUUGCCAUAUCUCAUCCAUCGAGCGGCUACUAUGCUGCCCUUGAUGCCACGCACGCUCGGCCUGUCAACUGAAGAGUUGGUGGAGGCAGCCCGGACAUUCUACUUUGACACGGCUAUCUCAUCAAACCCGGUCACGUUGAAGGCACUUUUUGAGUUCGCUGCGCCCGGCCAUGUGCUCUUCGGUAGUGACUUCCCAAAUGCCCCGCAUGACGCAAUCUUACGCUUCACGAACUUUUUGGAGGCGUACGAGCUGCCAGAAGAGACAAAGCGACAGGUUGACAGCGGGGCAGCACUGGAGCUGUUUCCGCGACUGAAGGGGAUCCUGGACAAAGCGAAGCUCUGA